AUUUUUUUCCUCAAGACAUACAAUCUGCCUCUGCAAGCUAUUCGUUCACUCACAAAUCACACAUCAUGGCACCUUCGUCAGGACGGCGACACCCGCCUAGUGCGGAAGAAUUGGAGGAGCGAAAUACCGUGGGCAUAAACAAAGAGACAAUAACCAACACCGUCUCAAACGACUACCCAGACAACUACGCCAACGAAGACCAAGCCUGGGACAAGGAAGUCUUCCGGAAGAACUUCAAGGUCCAAUGGCAUGAGAACAAGCAAUUCGAAGCGCAGUUCUCGCUCAUCGGCGUCGACGCCUCCAUCGCCAACGCCUUCCGCCGCAUCCUGAUCGCCGAGAUCCCGACCCUCGCCAUCGACACCGUCUUCAUCCACAACAACACCUCAGUCAUCCAAGACGAAGUCCUCGCACACCGCCUCGGCCUGAUCCCCUUCACGGGCGGCAAGAAGGGGCUGCGGGAGUGGAUGGGGUUCUGGCGCAAGCCGGCCGAGGGCGAGGGGACCUACGACACGACCUUCGACAACAACACGAUCUCGCUCAAGCUGAAGGCCGCGUGCAGCCACAACAAGUCCGCGCCCCCCGGAUCGACGGACCCGCGCGAGCUGUACCAUAGCGCGCAUCUGUACGCGCGCGACAUCACGUGCGAGAUGCUGGGCGGCCAGCCCAAGUACUUCUCGAGCGCCGAAGACCGCAUCCGCCCGUGCAACCCGGACAUCCUGAUCGCGAAGCUGCGGCCGGGCCAGGAGGUCGAUAUCGAGAUGCACAUGCACAAGGGCUUCGGCUGGGACCACGCCAAGUGGUCGCCCGUCGCGACCGCCAGCUACCGGCUCAUGCCCACGAUCACCAUAACAAAGCCGAUUCUGGGGGACGACGCGGAGAAGUUCGCGGGUUGCUUCAUGCCGGGCGUCGUGGACCUCGAGCGCGUCACGCGCCAGGAGGCGAAGGUCAAGGGGAGCGGGUACGAGGGCCGCGAGGGCGAGGUGAAGGCCGUCGUUAAGGAUCCCAUGCGCGAUACGGUGAGUCGGGAGGUGCUGAGACACCCUGAGUUCGAGGGCAAGGUUAAGCUGGGCAGGCGGAGGGACCACUUCAUUUUCUCGAUCGAGAGUACCGGGCAGUGGGAUAGUGACGAGCUGUUCCUAGAGGCGGUCAAGACGCUGAAGAAGAAGUGCCAAGUGUUGAGGCCGCAGGUCACGAAUAUGGUCUACACUUAUUAAGUGGGGGUUCAUAUUCGGGAUUAUGUGGCUGGCAUUGAAGAGGAGAGAUAAGUAAGGGGUGAGGUGAGAUAGGGGGUUUUGCUUUGCAUGUGGAGGUGUAUAUGCAUGCUAGAAGGGAGUUCUAUUCAUGACACCUCCGACGAACGGCGUUUGAUGGGAAAAUGUACCGGGAUGGUUAGUUUACUCAGGGACAAUAGAGUAAUGAAAGUCAUAAGAAAUUUCAAGGACUGUUAACGACUGA
Annulohypoxylon truncatum is the source of this 1455-nucleotide messenger RNA. Its product is annotated as DNA-directed RNA polymerase. The record is from RefSeq and is a predicted model, not a curated record. The transcript is spliced from 2 exons. The coding region runs from base 66 to 1214 and encodes 382 amino acids. Gene Ontology annotation, biological process: DNA-templated transcription. Gene Ontology annotation, molecular function: DNA binding; protein dimerization activity. Gene Ontology annotation, cellular component: RNA polymerase III complex; RNA polymerase I complex. Lineage: Eukaryota; Fungi; Ascomycota; Sordariomycetes; Xylariales; Hypoxylaceae.